GAGUAUUUUAUCGACCAGCUGAGGUCAGAUGGAGUUGUUCAUCUUCCUCGACGCGUUACCAAUGAAAUUACAAAUAAUACUCGAUAUGAAUUUUACACACAAGGAGGGGUCAUCUUUGCAACAAGUAGAAUCCUUGUGGUAGAUUUCCUUACGGAUAGAAUUCCUGCAAACCUCAUUACUGGCAUUUUGGUAUACAAAGCACACAGAAUCAUUGAGUCCUGUCAGGAAGCAUUUAUCCUGCGACUUUAUCGCCAGAAGAACAAGCAAGGCUUCAUUAAAGCUUUUACAGAUAAUGCGGUUGCAUUUAACACAGGCUUUUGCCAUGUGGAAAGAGUUAUGAGAAAUCUUUUUGUCAGGAAACUUUACCUGUGGCCAAGGUUUCAUAUAGCAGUGAACUCAUUUUUAGAGAAGCAUAAACCUGAAGUGGUGGAAAUACAUGUGUCAAUGACCCCUGCAAUGCUUGCCAUCCAGACGUCAAUCCUGGACAUUCUGAACGCGUGUCUGAGAGAACUCAAAUGUUAUAAUCCAGCUCUUGAAGUAGAAGAUCUGUCUUUAGAGAAUGCUAUUGGUAAAUCUUUCGACAAGACAAUACGUCACUAUUUAGAUCCCCUCUGGCAUCAACUUGGAGCUAAGACAAAGUCUUUGGUCCAAGAUUUGAAGAUACUACGUACUUUGCUGCUGUAUCUGACUCAGUAUGACUGCGUCACUUUCCUUAAUCUUCUGGAGUCACUGAGAGCAAGUGAAAAAGCUUUUGGUGAGAAUUCAGGUUGGCUGUUUCUUGACUCCAGUACUUCGAUGUUUGUAAAUGCUCGAGCUAGAGUUUAUCGCACCGCGGAUGAGAAAUUGAAUCAGAAAGGCAAAGUUUCUGAAAAAAGGGAUGUCAAGAAAGAAAAUGAACUGAAAAGGGAAUUGGUUCUAGAAAGUAACCCAAAAUGGGAAGCUUUGAGAGAAGUACUGAAAGAGAUUGAAAACGAGAAUAAGAACAGUGAAGACCUUGGUGGUCCAGGGCAAGUGCUUAUUUGUGCCAGUGAUGACCGAGCCUGUGCACAGCUCAGGGAGUGCAUUAUUGCUGGAGCAGAAGCUUUUUUAACAAGACUGUACAACAAAACCUUCAGAAAGGAUGAGAAAGCCAGAGAAGUGUGGAUUAAGGACAGAAAAGCUGUCAAGUCCAAAGGAAGUGCCAGACCAGACACAGGGCCUCAAGCUAAAAAAGCCAAACUCAUGGCUUCUUCAAAACAAAAUAAAAACAAGCAGCAGCAAGACCGGACUAUAAUCCAACUGCUGGGGAAAGCUGAGGAGGAAAAGAGAGAGGAGUUAGAGGUGGAAGAUAACAAAGAAUUAAGCAGUAGCCAAGAAAGUGGUAUUGAAGAGACCGCUCCUGAAGACUUUGAUGUGAACUUACCCUCAGACUGUUACUAUGGUAUUUUCAAGAACCCACUCACCAUUAUUCAUCCAUUGCAGGGGUGCAGUGAUCCCUACGCGCUCACUCGUGUUCUGCAUGAAGUAGAACCAAGAUACGUUGUGUUAUACGAUGCAGAACUGACUUUUGUUCGGCAGCUGGAAAUCUACAAGGCAAGCCGGCCGGGGAAGCCUUUGAGGGUUUAUUUCCUUGUAUAUGGGAGCUCUACAGAAGAACAGCGCUACCUCACAGCUCUCAGGAAAGAGAAGGAGGCCUUCGAAAAACUCAUUCGAGAGAAAGCCAGCAUGGUAAUUCCUGAAGAAAGAGAGGGCAGAGAUGAUACAAACUUAGACCUAAUCAGAGAUGCUAAACUGGCCUCUGUUCCUGCUGGGGCUCACAGCUCUCAGCUUGGACAAAGACCU
This is a messenger RNA of Mesitornis unicolor (brown roatelo), 1821 nucleotides long. RefSeq names its product excision repair cross-complementation group 4 (gene ERCC4). Gene Ontology annotation, molecular function: single-stranded DNA endonuclease activity; damaged DNA binding; single-stranded DNA binding. The annotation marks the transcript as partial. The record is from RefSeq and is a predicted model, not a curated record. Gene Ontology annotation, biological process: double-strand break repair via homologous recombination; resolution of meiotic recombination intermediates; nucleotide-excision repair involved in interstrand cross-link repair. Lineage: Eukaryota; Metazoa; Chordata; Aves; Mesitornithiformes; Mesitornithidae. Gene Ontology annotation, cellular component: nucleotide-excision repair factor 1 complex. The transcript has 9 exons.